CGGGCAGCGUGAGCGGCCCGAGUAAAACCCUAUAAAGCCUAAACCUGGCCGGGGCUUCAGAAUCUUUUUGGCUUACUUCUCCCACCUUCUUCUUAGCCUUUCAGUACCCACACCGCCGUCAUCAGUGUGUCUCCAUCCUCUCAUUCCCCAUUCUCCAAGUUCCCACAGCCAGACUAUUAACUCUUUUCACAUACAAUUCUAUCGAGCUUCAAGCACCGGAGAUACAGCGGACCUCCAGUUCCUCAUGGAGCUGCUUCGAUCACAUCUUUCUAGGGUUCGAAUACCCGAGCCCACUAACCGCAUAUACAAGAACGAGUGCUGUGUAUCUUUUGACACGCCGAAGUCGGAGGGGGGUUUGUACGUGGACUUGAGCACGUUUCUAGCUUUUGGGAAGGAGUAUGUGUUCUGGAACUAUGAGAAGACCGGUAAUCCUGUUUAUCUACAUAUCCAGCAGAGGAUGAAGCCUGUUCCCGAGGACCGUCCACUCAAGAAACCCACUCUUCUGGCUAUUGGUGUUGAAGGAGGUUUUGAUAAUCAAGAACCUGAAUACGAGGAAACCUACAAUAUUGUGAUAUUUCCUGAUGACAUUACUCUACCUUUCCCAUCCGUUGAGUUGCCAGAAAAGGUUAGGCUAUCUGUUGAUGCUGUUUUACUUUUUGAGGGUGCGGAGCGGAAAGAGCAACUAGCGUCAUGGACUUCUGAGAAGAAAAAAAUAAGUGAUUAUGCGAUGAAUUUGGAACAGAUAAAUAAUGGUGUUCAUAUACCUCCAUCGGGUUGGAAAUGUUCCAAGUGUGAUAAGACUGAUAACCUUUGGCUUAAUUUGACCGAUGGUGUGAUUCUUUGUGGAAGAAAAAAUUGGGAUGGCAGUGGAGGAAAUAAUCAUGCCAUUGAACAUUACCGAGAGAAAAAUUACCCUCUUGCUGUAAAAUUAGGAACUCUAUCAGCUGAUCUGGAGAAGGCAGAUGUUUUUUCUUAUCCGGAGGAUGAUAGUGUCGAUGAUCCUUUAUUAGCUCAGCACUUGGCAUUUUUUGGCAUUGAUUUUUCUGCAUUGCAAAAGACUGAAAUGACCACUGCAGAGAAGGAACUCGACCAAAAUUUUAAUUUUGACUGGAAUAGAAUCCAGGAAAGUGGACAGGAACUGGAGCCCUUGAUUGGGCCGGGCUACACUGGGCUCAUUAAUCUUGGGAAUAGCUGUUACAUGGCAUCUACUAUGCAAGCAGUUUUCUCCUGUCAUUCUUUCAUUGUAAGAUACUAUAAAGAGCAAAGUUUGAAAUUAGCUUUCAAUCUGGCUCCCGCUGAUCCAACUUUGGACUUGAAUAUGCAAUUGACAAAGCUGGCUCAUGGUUUGUUGUCUGGAAAAUAUUCGAUACCAACUCUAGAGGUAGAGGACUCGAGAAAUUGCAAAAGUGCCAGUUCAAGCGUUAAGCAGGAAGGUAUUCCUCCCCGUAUGUUUAAAACAAUUAUUGCAGCUAGCCAUCCUGAAUUUUCAAGCAUGAGACAACAGGAUGCUUUGGAAUUCUUUUUGCAUCUUCUUGACCAAGUUGAGCAGGCCCAUACUGGAAAACCUGAAUUAAAUCCCUCAAGAAGUUUUAAAUUUUUUAUUGAGGGAAAAGUUGCUUAUAAUAAAAGGGCUGACUUUAUCCUUUCUUUGAAUAUCCCGCUCGCUGAAGCAACUAAUAAAGAGCAACUGGAAGCAAAUAGGGCAGAUAAGUCUGUGGACGAAAAGCAACCAAUUAAUCAUGAAAUUAUACGGCCAAGAAUCCCUUUAGAAGCAUGCCUUAAAUGUUUUUCAGACCCAGAGGAGGUGCAUGAUUUCUAUAGCACCGCACUUAAUGAAAAGACAACAGCAAUCAAAACCGCUGGCUUUAUAACUUUCCCCGAUUUCCUGGUUCUGCACAUGCGCAAGUUUGUAUUAGAGGAAGGAUGGGUUCCAAAGAAACUGGAUGUGUACAUAGACGUUCCUGAUGUUAUUGAUAUCACCAAUAUGCGCAGCAAAGGUUUUCAGUUAGGAGAACAAUUACUUCCAGAGAAAGCUUCUGUCAUUGAUGAGCCUAAAGGCACACACAUUGUCCCCAACGAGGAUAUUGUUUCACAGCUGGUAGCUAUGGGAUUUAAUUAUCUCCAUUGUCAAAAAGCUGCUAUUAACACUUUCAAUGUUGGGGUUGAGGAAGCAAUGAAUUGGUUACUGUCCCACAUGGAUGAUCCAGAUAUUGAUGAUCCUAUUCAUUACGGGCCUCGAGAUACCGGUUUAAUUAUUGAUGAAGCAAGUGUCGAAACGCUGAUUUCAUUUGGAUUUGAGGAAGUUGUUGCUCGAAAAGCAUUGAAGGCCUCGGGUGGGAACAUUGAGAAGGCUACAGAUUGGAUAUUUAAUCAUCCUGAAGCUACUUCUGCCGCCAUGGAUACUGAUGCCCCAACUUCAAGCAACACACAGGCUAGUGAUAGCGGAGUCCCUGAUGGAAAUGGGAGGUAUAAACUGUUGGCAUUCAUCAGCCACAUUGGCACAUCAACUCAUUGUGGUCACUAUGUGGCUCAUGUCCGUAAGGAUGGAAGAUGGGUCAUUUUCAAUGACAGUAAAGUUGGCGCAUCUGCUAAUCCACCCAUAGACAUGGGCUACCUCUACUUCUUCGAGAGAUUCGAUGGCUAAACCCUACUUCAGAUUGUUCCAUGGAAAAGGAAAAAACAAGCUUCGAUGAUGCCCCAUCCCCCCAUUCAAUUCGAUUCAAUUCGGUUUGGCCAUUCAUGCCACUAAAAAAAUUGGUCCAAAGAGUCAUCAGAACGUUAGCUCAUUUUGAAGUCUCUGCCCCCCCAGCCAAAAUUAUCAAAAUGGAGAAAGGCUGCUUCACCUGCAAGGUUUUUCUGCAGUGGUGGAAAACUUUUUUUUUUUUGGGGUAGUUGGGUUUGAACUAAUUCUGAGUGCAAUUUUCUUUUGAUAAUCUGAAAAAAAUGAAUUCCUUUGAGUUGAAACACGGGCAAGACAUUCAUUAGAGAUAUGCUAUUUUCACUCAAUUAAAACUUGAAAUAUUUUUACUUCA
Messenger RNA from Phalaenopsis equestris, 3032 nucleotides. Its product is annotated as ubiquitin carboxyl-terminal hydrolase 14. Lineage: Eukaryota; Viridiplantae; Streptophyta; Magnoliopsida; Asparagales; Orchidaceae. Gene Ontology annotation, biological process: protein deubiquitination. Gene Ontology annotation, molecular function: cysteine-type deubiquitinase activity; protein binding; zinc ion binding. The record is from RefSeq and is a predicted model, not a curated record.